Messenger RNA from Corylus avellana, 1356 nucleotides. RefSeq lists its product as uncharacterized. NCBI's taxonomy places the organism in Eukaryota, Viridiplantae, Streptophyta, Magnoliopsida, Fagales, Betulaceae. The record is from RefSeq and is a predicted model, not a curated record.
GCUGACCAAUCCAUCCAUCCAUUUCACUCAUCGAGUACUCUUUUAUUCAACCAACUACUCCUACCAUUAGUCCCCUUCUUCUUGUCUUCCAUUUCUAGCACCUCACUCACUGCUCCGAGACUGCACCCUCCCCGGCGAACGACCUAGUCACUCUCACCAGUUUCCGGCGAAAAUGGUCUGAACAGUUACUUUUCUCAAGAAGAUCUCAAAUGGGUUGCUGUGUGAGCUCCGCCAAGCCCUCAGCUUCACACAAAAACCACCAUUCUCCGGUGGGCACUCACCCAGUAGGAUCCGCUGAUGCCAAUGAAAACAGAGCUUCCCAUCCUUUAGCCGAAGAAGAGACCGUCAAGGAAGUGCUCUCCGAGACCCCAAAACCCAAGCCUCCGCAACAAGACUACCAACCCGCCGCCAAACCGGUCUCCGGCAACGUCAAAGACAACAAGAACAACGACGAGGACGAGGACAAGAUCGACAAGUUUCACUCACCCAUCAAUGCCGCCACCGACAACGACGUCUCCGAGCUCUCCGAGGUCUACAGCUUGAGCGAGAGCGUGUCCACUACAACCACCAAGAGAGACGAAGACGAGGAGGUCCGUCAGAGAGUGCACAGAUCGUCCCCGGCGAGAGCGCAGCAGAGGAGCAGAGUUCACACUGGGGACUUUGGGGCCAAGAGAGAGAGGCUUCUCGGGAAGUCUCCGACCCGGAGAUCCGAUCAGUCACCGGGUCGGAUUAAUUCCGGGUCGUCCCGGUUGGUUCACGGCAGAGAACCCAUCGCUAGUCGUGGGUUUAGGCCCACCGAGCCACCUCCGAACCGUCGGAACCCUUCUGGUGAGGCUUCCAGUAGGCGUUCCAGGUCGCCGGCCACCCGUGUGGAUAAUGGGCCAAGUAGAUCCGUCAUGGGUCGGAGCCCGUCUGCCAGGAGAACGAACAGGUCCCCGAGUCGGGUCAAAUCGGCUCCGACUGAGACUAAUGCCCGGAAAAUGGAGCAGACCAAGAAUGAUAGCUGCACGGAGGGUAAGUGGCCGACCAUGUCGACGACGACGACCACCACCAAUGAGUCAUUGGACAACCCACUUGUGUCCUUGGAGUGUUUCAUCUUUCUCUAACUCUUCGUCUCCUGUUUUUUCUUUCGGUAAUUUGUUUAUUGUAAAUAAUUUUAAUUGUAGUGAAAAGGUCAAUUUGGGGAUUUUGGGAAGAUUUUGUCUAUGUGUGGGUUGGGCGGAUUAGCAGAUGACACCUGUCUGUGUCCGAUUUCACAGAAACGCCAUUAAAUUGACCGCUGUUUACUUUUUACUCUCACAGUCACAGGCUUCCAAAAGUGGGUCUCUUCUCCUGCUUGCCCAAAGAUUGCGUUUC